This is a messenger RNA of Verruconis gallopava, 1928 nucleotides long. RefSeq lists its product as uncharacterized. Gene Ontology annotation, molecular function: metalloendopeptidase activity. Gene Ontology annotation, biological process: protein quality control for misfolded or incompletely synthesized proteins; mitochondrial protein processing. Lineage: Eukaryota; Fungi; Ascomycota; Dothideomycetes; Venturiales; Sympoventuriaceae. Gene Ontology annotation, cellular component: mitochondrial inner membrane. The transcript has a single exon. Bases 215 to 1255 code for a protein of 346 amino acids. The record is from RefSeq and is a predicted model, not a curated record.
UGGGAGAAAAAUUUGGAAGUUAAUACACGAAAAGGUGUAAUUCUGGCAUCCUUUGCGUCUUUCUUUAAAGCUAAGCUACUAGGAUACUAAACCUUGCAAUGCCCAGCUGAGACCAGCACAUAGCUCGUUACAACUUUCAAGCCACCUGUCAUCUACCUACGACCCCGCUAUGCGCAUAGCACGGUGAUGCAAGGAUUUGAGAGUAACUUGCACAAUGCCGGUAACCAGCAAUAUCUUCAGGACACUUCAGAAGGGCCUAAGGCGGCUCAAUCCUCCGACGAGCCUGCGCGAUCCGGAUGGGAUUCAUCACUCAUCUAGAUCCUUCAGCAGCAACGCGGCGACUCGACAAAGAUACUAUGGACGCCCCAACCAGCAGUACACCUACAAUCGAUUUCAGCAUACAGCCAACAUCUUCAAAAGGUGGUCGCAGCGGCCUAGUUUCUAUCUAGAAGUUGGAGGAGUAGCCGCAGGCAUUGGUGGAUUCUACGUAUAUAAUCUAGAGACCGUACCCGUCAGUGGAAGAAAGCGGUUCAACAUCUUUGGGCCGGAUUUCGAAAAACGAAUAGCGCAAAGCGAGGCAAGCGCAAUCCUACAGCAGUUCAACGGGAAAUUAUUGUCAGAUUGGGACCCCAGGACAAGACAGGUGAAGAGGGUCUUAAACAGGCUCAUACCGGUUUGCGGCCUGAACGAUCUCAACUGGGAGGUCUACGUCGUAGAGAGUGAGAUGGUAAAUGCUAUGGUAGUGCCCGGAGGUAAGGUCUUUGUUUUCACAGGCAUCCUUCCGGUUGCGAAAGACGACGACGGCUUGGCGGCCAUUCUGGGUCAUGAGAUUUCCCACGCAGUAGCACGGCAUGUGUCCGAGAAAUUGAGCCGGUACUCUCUCAUCUGGGCUGCUGCGGUUCUAAGUGACUUUUUCUUUGGCACCGGAGCUCUUGGCCAGGUUCUCUUAACUUACGCUCUCGAGAUGCCAAACAGCAGGAAGCAGGAAACUGAAGCAGACUACUUGGGCUUGCUGCUUAUGGCACAAGCGUGCUAUAACCCAAGAGGGGCGGUCAGCUUCUGGGAACGUAUGGCGAAGCUUGGCCAAGCGCAGCCACCAGAAUUCCUCAGUACGCAUCCUGCUCCUGCGCAUAGGGUCGAGAAGAUGAAGGAAUGGAUGGAUGAAGCGGAGCGGAAGAGGGAUGAGAGCAACUGUGGAAGUACUCUGGGCUAUGCUCGACAGUUCCGCGAGACGUUUCCUCAGGUGAGGUGGUAGUUGCGGCUUUGGAGUCAACAUCCUACACCAUCCCACUAGUUCCGGCAACUCUUACGUUGCAGUAUGUUCGACACUUUGCACUUGCUCUAGAUGUCUUUUCCAUUGCAGUCGCAAUUUUCAGUACAUGCUGGUCAAUGCACGAGCCCAAUCGAUAGCAAUCAGCUUCGAUGUUUAAUGCUGAAUCGGGUUCGUCUUAUUGCGGAUUAGAGCCUCGAUCCUCCGCGGACUUUGAGUGAAGGACGCCUCAAACUAUCCACUCACUUGCACUGGUGUUGGCCUUGAUAUGCAAAGGUUGGUUCAGCCUGAUGCGUGGCAACCCUUCCGUCAUCUGUUGUACACCCGGUAUUCGCGCAAACGUGCUUGCGUUCUGGAUCCAACAAACUGCAUGCCCAGUGUUGCAUUGUAGGCAAGACCACAUAAGCGCCAUAAGUUGGCAAGUUGCUCCUACAUUCAACGCCUAAUACAUUCUUUAAUCACUGCUUUCCUCACGAGCAUCCUUGCCGAAUCCAUAAACGCAGGAACCAACGAACUAACUUAGUGGCCGAAAAUAGAGAUAUCACGUGGAAGCAUAAACACUGAGAGCGACUGCAAUGGGUUGUCUAGCUAGAGUCAAUAGUAGAUUCGAUAGUAUGUUCGAAUGACAAAAUGACGCAACAGGCUGGCUUUAGCGGGC